Molecule: messenger RNA, 2436 nt
Organism: Pseudocercospora fijiensis CIRAD86
Lineage: Eukaryota; Fungi; Ascomycota; Dothideomycetes; Mycosphaerellales; Mycosphaerellaceae
Exons: 1
Coding region: 1-2436 (811 amino acids)
Biological process (GO): ubiquitin-dependent protein catabolic process; protein ubiquitination
Cellular component (GO): Cul3-RING ubiquitin ligase complex
Molecular function (GO): ubiquitin protein ligase binding
Source: RefSeq, a predicted model, not a curated record
AUGGCGGAUUCACAGGGCCUUAACGGCGCCGACGUCGAUUUCGAGGUGACGUGGCAGACACUGGAGAAGGCCUUCACCGAAAUCCAUACCAAGAACGCAUCUGCGCUCUCAUUCGAGGAGCUGUAUCGCGCGGCAUACAAGAUCGUGUUGAAGAAGAAGGGCCAGGAGCUUUAUCACAAGGUCGCGGGCUUUGAAGAGAAGUGGCUAGGAGACACAGUGCGGCCGAAUAUCACACAAUACCUUACAACACCGCUACAGCUUUCCGACCAUCUCGGUGCCCGCUCACUGGCUACCAUUUCAGAGCGGCUCGCGGCGGGCGAGAGGUUUCUCCACGAGCUGAAGACAGCGUGGCAGGAUCACCAGGUCUGCAUGGGCAUGCUGACGGAUGUCUUGAUGUACAUGGACCGCGUCUACUGCACCGACCACCGUCAGCCUCCCAUUUUUACCAAGUCCAUGGGGCUUUUUCGCGAUCAGAUUUUACGAACUCCACCAAGACCGAAUAGCGAUGACCUCCUCGAGCACCUCACCAAUCUAAUACUCGACCAAAUCCAGAUGGACCGAGAUGGCGAGGCUAUCCAGCCAUAUCUAAUCAAGUCAGUCGUGUACAUGCUGGAAGGACUGUACGACUCAGAUCAAGAGAUUGAGGAUGAAAAGCUGUAUCUUCGCGAUUUUGAGCCGCGAUUCUUGGAGAGCAGCGCUCGCUUCUAUCGACAAGAAGGUGAGCGGCUGCUGAAAGAGUCUGAUGCUGGCACAUAUUGUAAGCAUGCGAAGCGGCGGAUAGACGAGGAGGGCGACCGGUGCAGAUCGACGUUGCUGGAAACAACGGCGUUAAAGAUCCAAAGAGUCGUGGAGGAUGAGCUCAUCCGGAAUAAGAUGAAGGGACUUAUCGAAAUGGAAAGCGGAGUACGGUAUAUGGUCGACAAUGACAAGUUUGACGAACUUCAUCUAGUAUUUGACCUGGAAGCGCGCGUUGAUCCCAAAAAGCCGGAGCUUACGAAGGCUCUGCAACUGAUCGUGGCCGAGAUGGGCGCCAAGAUCAAUGAGGGAGCAAACACUGCCUCUCAACCGCCUCCUGCACCCCCGCCUGCUGCUGAGGAGGGCGAAGGCGAGAAGACUAAGAGCAACACGAAGCAGAUCAAUCAGCAGACUGCUGCGGCCCUCAAGUGGGUGGAAGAGGUUCUGGAGCUCAAGGACCGAUUCGAUAAAAUCUGGAAGACUUCCUUCAACGAAGACCAAAGCAUUUCGACUGCUCUCACUCGUAGUAUGGGCGAAAACAUCAAUGCCUUCAGUCGAGCACCCGAAUACAUCUCGCUCUUCAUCGAUGACAACAUGAAGAAGGGCAUCAAAGACAGGACCGACCAGGAAGUAGACCAAACACUUGAGAAGGCGAUCAUUCUACUUCGAUACCUUCAGGACAAGGACAUCUUCGAGACCUAUUACAAGAAGCAUCUCUGCAAGCGUCUAUUGCUCAAGAAGAGCCAGAGUACCGAAGUCGAGAAGCAAAUGAUCGCUCGCAUGAAGAUGGAGCUUGGCAACAGCUUUACGCUGAAGCUUGAAGCUAUGUUCAAGGACAUGACUAUUAGCGAGGAGCUCACUGCGGACUAUCGCAAGCGAGUUGCUGGUCUCGGCGAUGUGGAUCGCACACGUGUCGACCUGACAGUCAACAUCCUGACAUCAAUGACUUGGCCACUCGAAGCCUUCAAGAUCUCGUCUGAAGAUGAUCCGGAGAACAAGGCGCAGCUCAUCUACCCAGCGGAACUCGACAGGGUUCGCCAAGGAUUUGAGAGAUUCUACUCUGAGAAGCACUCUGGCCGAAAGCUGACUUGGCAGACCAGCAUGGGCGACGUCGAUGUCAAGGCUAGAUUCCCACGGUCACAGCGGGUGCACGAGGUCAACUGCUCCACCUAUGCUGCCCUUGUCCUUCUCCUCUUCAACAAGCUUCCACCAGGCACAACGCUCACGCUGGAAGAGAUUCAGGCGCGAACCAAUGUGCCGCUCAACGCGUUGAAGCGGAACCUGCAAUCCCUUGCCGUAGCGCCCAAGACUCGCUUCCUCACCAAAGAGCCCAUGUCCCGCGAAAUCAAUGCGAAGGACAAUUUCAAGCUCAAUGAUGAGUACAAGCCGGCCAGCGUCAAGAUCAAGGUUGGCGUGGUGUCUGCUGGUAAUAAGGUAGAAGGCGACAAGGAGCGGAAGGAAACGGAGAAGAAGAACAACGACUCCCGUGGUUUCCAGAUCGAGGCUGCCGUGGUGCGUAUCAUGAAGCAGCGAAAGAUGCUCGCGCACGCGCAGCUGCUCACUGAGACGCUCAACGUGCUGUCAUCGCAGUUCAAGCCGGACGUCAACAUGAUCAAGAAACGCAUCGAGAGCUUGAUCGAGCGUGAGUAUCUUGAGCGAAUGGAAGACGCACCUGUAGCUUCGUACAAAUACCUGGCAUGA